Molecule: messenger RNA, 927 nt
Organism: Podarcis muralis (Common wall lizard)
Lineage: Eukaryota; Metazoa; Chordata; Lepidosauria; Squamata; Lacertidae
Product: olfactory receptor 10G6-like
Biological process (GO): G protein-coupled receptor signaling pathway
Cellular component (GO): membrane
Molecular function (GO): G protein-coupled receptor activity; olfactory receptor activity
Source: RefSeq, a predicted model, not a curated record
AUGGAGUGUGCAAAUGAAACAGCACCCACAGAGUUCGUCCUCUCAGGGUUCCAAUACCCACCAGAAAUGAAGGUCCCUUUGUUUCUCUUCUUCUUGCUCAUGUUCCUGCUGACCCUGUCUGGAAAUUCCCUCAUUCUCUGGGUGGUGGCUUCUGACCUCCAGUUGCACAAGCCCAUGUACUGGUUCCUCUGCCAUCUGUCCAUCCUGGACAUGGCUUUCUCUUCUGUCGUCGUCCCCAAAGUGAUUGCAGGAUUCAUCCCUGGUGGAAAGGUCAUCUCCUUCACCAGUUGCGUCUCUCAGUUAUUUUUCUUCAACUUCCUUGGAUGUGCAGAAAGUCUCCUUUACACCUUGAUGGCUUACGAUCGCUUCCUGGCUAUUUGUAAGCCUCUCCAUUACAGCAACAUCAUGAAUGGGAAAGCCUGCCUUGGCCUCUCCUUGGGGACGGUGAUUGGAGGCUGCCUGAACUCAAUUAUACAGACAACCCUCACCUUCCGUUUGCCAUACGGGCAAAGAAAUGAUGUUGACUAUAUCUUAUGUGACAUCCCUGCAAUGCUGAAGCUGGCUUGUGCUGAUACAGAGUUCAAUCAGAUGAUGGUGUUGAUAGAUAUUGGCAGUGUGGCAAUGACUUGCUUCCUCCUUAUCUUGACCUCCUAUGUCUACAUCAUCUCAGCUAUUUUGAGGAUCAGCAGCAGGGAAGGGCGUCGACGGGCCUUCUCAACCUGCACAGCCCAUCUCACUGUGGUGGGAAUAUAUUACCUACCUGUGGUUUAUCACUACCUGAGGCCAGCUUCUCAGGACUCCAUGGAUCCUGUGGUUUGUGUGUUCUACACCACAAUAACCCCAUUUUUGAACCCGCUCAUAUAUACACUUAGAAAUAAGGAAAUGAAGACUGCUGUGGUGAAAAGGUGGGGUGGGAUUGCCAUGUAA